GAUCUAAGAAGGAAGGAGAAAUGGCAGAAGGUGCAUUCAGCCUAGUUAUACAAAAUUUGGUCCCGUUGUUAGCCCAAGAAGCGAAAUUGCUUAAGGGUAUCCAUGAAGAAGUUAAAAAUAUCAUACGUGAAAUGGAUAUGAUUCAAUCUUUCCUUAAGGAUGCUGAUAUAAGGGCCGAGAAGGAUCACAUGGACAAUGUAGCAAAGACAUGGGUGAAACAAGUGAGGGAAGAAGCUUAUCACAUAGAAGAUGUCAUUGAUGAAUACAUACUCAUUUUCCAAAACAACCUCAAGGGCAAAGGCAAUGCUUCUCUUUUCUCCGUAAGGUUUUUCACAUUAUCAUAAACCUAAAUGCACAACAUGUGAUAGCCUCUGAGAUUCAAGGUAUCAACAUGAUGCUCAAGAACAUCAAAAAGAGUGGUGAAAGAUAUGGCUCCAAUGUCAUAGAGCAAAGAAGAUCCAAUAGUGAUGCUAUAAGUGAUACAUGGCAUGAUCCUCGAAUGGCCUCUCUACUCAUUGAGGAAGCAGAGGUCGUGGGCAUUGAGUCUCGUAGAGAAAAAUUGAUAAAUUGGUUGGUAGAAGGUCCAUCAAAUCGCAUGGUGAUUUCAACGGUUGGUAUUGGUGGGCUUGGUAAGACCACUCUUGUAAAAAAAAUGUAUGAAAAUGAUAAAGUGACAGCACACUUUGAUUGUCAUGCUUGGAUCACAGUGUCUAAAUCAUACAAGAUGGAGGAGCUAUUAAGGAACAUGAUAAAGCAACUCUACAAGGCAAAGAAGCAAUCUAUUCCUGUGGAAAUUGACACAAUGGAACAAACAACACUAAUGGAGCAAAUAAGGCUCUAUUUACAUGAGCAUAGGUAUGUAGUAGUUUUUGAUGAUGUGUGGAAAAAAGAAUUUUGGGAUUACAUAGAACUUGCUUUACCUAAAAAUGAAAAAGGCAAUAGAAUAUUAAUCACAUCUUGAAAUGAGGAUGUUGCUCCUUCUAAUUAUUUGUAUAAACUACCAAUUCUACCUUUAGAAAAAGCUUGGGUGCUCUUUCGCAAGAAGGUGUUCCAACGUGAAGGGGGGCUUUACCCCCCUGAGUUAGUUAAGUUAUCAUGUGCUGUUGUUGAGAGAUGUGAAGGAUUGCCACUAGCAAUUGUUGCUAUAGGGGGUAUUUUGUCAACCAAAGACAAGGUUAUUGAUGAAUGGCUCAAAUUUCAUAAUAGUCUUAGUUCAGAGUUAAAAAAUAAUCCUAAUCUACAAGAUAUUUCCAAAAUUCUAUCCCUUAGUUAUCAUGAUCUAUCUUACAACCUCAAAGUUUGCUUAUUAUAUUUUGGAAUGUUUCUUGAGGACUACUACAUUAAUUGUGCAAGACUAAUUCGACUUUGGAUUGCAGAAGGUUUUGUAAAAGAAAUGCAAGGGAUAACAUUGGAAGAGGUUGCACAAGGCUAUUUAAACCAACUUAUUCAUAGAAGCUUGGUUCAAGUGAAUGUAGUCGUUUCUAUUGGCAGGACUAGAAGUUGUCGUAUUCAUGAUAUGAUGCUUGAGGUCAUUCUUUCUAGGUCAGAGGAGUUGGGUUUUCAUUUGGUCUCAAUGCAGAACUACACAAAUUUUAAUAGAAUUUUUCGUCGUCUCUCAAUUUAGAACAAUGUAAAAGCUCCUUCAUAGAGUGCUACUACUUCCCAA
This is a messenger RNA of Quercus robur (English oak), 1666 nucleotides long. RefSeq names its product disease resistance protein RPM1-like. The transcript has a single exon. Bases 392 to 961 code for a protein of 189 amino acids. NCBI's taxonomy places the organism in Eukaryota, Viridiplantae, Streptophyta, Magnoliopsida, Fagales, Fagaceae. Gene Ontology annotation, molecular function: ADP binding. The record is from RefSeq and is a predicted model, not a curated record.